UGGUGCACGCUGAGGCAGAGAGCAGUAGGAGGGGAGACGCAUCCGCAUCACCGAGGAGGGUGGCGCGGUGGCAUCGCCUGCUGGAAUCCAGUUGUAAAGUCCACACACGAGGCUAAGAUGCGCUGAAGGGAAACUGCCUGGAGGUCCGCUGUUAACAGAGAUCAACCCUAACGGCACCGAGACACCGGGAGAGGCAAACAAAAACAAAGAAACGCUCCGGACAAGUUGUGAUUUCAGAGGAAAUCCGACUGGAGAUGAAUACCAACGAUGCCAAGGAGUAUCUCGCACGGCGGGAGAUACCUCAACUAUUUGAGAGCCUGCUGACAGGUUUGAUGUACUACCGACCCGACGACCCCAUCGACUACUUGGAGGGCUGUCUGAAGAAAGCUAAGGAGCUCGGAGGACCAGACAAAGUGCGGUGGGAUACCUUCGUGGGCCAGGAGAAGAAGUCCCUUCCCCCCCUUAACGGCGGCCAAUCACGCAGGUCCCUCUUCAGAAAUGUGUUGCCCGACAGUCCAAACUUUCCCUACAGAAGGUAUGACCGCCUCCCUCCCAUCAGCCAGUUUUCCAUCGAGAGCGACUCGGACCUGUCGGAGACGGCGGAGCUCAUAGAGGAGUACGAGGUGUUCGAUCCAUCCAGACCGCGACCCAAAGUCAUCCUUGUCAUCGGUGGCCCUGGCAGCGGCAAAGGAACACAGAGUCUGAAGAUUGCCGAGCGCUACGGCUUCCAGUACGUGUCUGUGGGCGAACUGCUGAGGAAGAAGAUGAUCCACAACGCCACCAGCAACAGAAAGUGGAGCCUGAUCGCUAAAAUCAUCACCAACGGAGAGCUGGCACCACAGGAGACAACGAUAACCGAAAUAAAGCAGAAGAUCAUGAAGAUACCGGACGCUAGCGGCAUCGUCAUAGAUGGAUUCCCUCGAGACGUUGGACAGGCUUUGUCCUUUGAAGACCAGAUCUGCACUCCUGACCUGGUGGUGUUCCUGGCCUGCACCAACCACCGCUUGAAGGAGAGGCUGCAGAAACGAGCCGAGCAGCAGGGACGACCGGACGACAACCCCAAGGCCAUCGACCGCCGCCUGACCAACUUCAAACAGAACACCAUUCCUCUGGUCAAAUACUUCCAGGAGAGGGGCCAUAUUGUUACGCUGGAUGCUGACCGAGACGAGGAGGAGGUCUUCUGCGACAUCAGCAUGACUCUGGACAACAAACUGUUUUCCUCCAAAGAGCCGGCAGCCGGUCCCAGUGAGCUGGAUCUCAGUCUGCUGGGGGAAACCGGCAGCCUGGCAGAUGUUGCCUGCAAGUAUGAUGAGGUCGAAGAGGAGGAAGAAAUGGCCUAUGCUGAAGGAACCACAGAAAGUUAUUGUACAGAACAGAAGAAACCAAAGGUCAUCUUCAUGAUGGGUGGUCCAGGCUCAGGUAAAUCUCUGCAAUGUGAGCGGAUGGAGGAGAGGUUCGGCCUUGCGUCCACGUUCGCCCUCGGUGACCUGCUGUGUAACGAGCUGCUGUCUCACGGGGACAAGAGGGCGACACCUGCGGACGUCCUGGAGAGAGGAGAGCAGCUGCCGGAGGACACUCUGCUGGAGCUGCUGUGUGAUGCAGUGUCAGCGUCCGUCCGGCAGGGGAAAGGCAUCGUGAUCUGCGGCUUCCUCAGAGACCUGAGACGGGCGGAGGAGUACGAGGCCAAGAUGGGGGAGCCCGAUGCGGUGCUGCUGCUCAGCUGCUGCACCGACACCAUGUCCAGCCGUCUGCAGAGCCGCAGCAGAUCCACCUCUGGCAUCCCCCCCGCUGCAGACAGAGAGGGCGCCCUGCACAGGAGGGUGGAGAGCUUCUGCAGCGACAGCCAGGCGGUGGCGGAUCAUUACGAGAGCAAGAAGCUCCUGCACACGAUUGACGCUGAGAGGCCACCAGAAGACGUCUUCGCACAGAUCUGCCAGCUGAUGGAGAACUUCUGAAUUCCAUCCAUCCCCAACCUCUGCUGUCCAGGAGGUCCACCUGUGCAGGCCUUCCCCCAAUUCGCUGGAGACUCACCCACAUACCUUCACUCAGACACACACUCUCUGAACUGCAUGUGCCCCGAAGUGAAACCUCUUUCUGCUUUUCACACUGACGAAGCGCCCGGUUUCAUCACGUUCUGCUUCACCCACAUGCAUUGUCUCUCUCUUACAUUGACCUCAAUAUAUGCUGCCGACUGCCGGAGCGAGGCAGAUAACUGUACUGAAUAAAAAGCAUCGCCUGCUGUGACUGAGAGCAUGUUUCGAGUUGAAUGUGAAAGCUCGCUAACAGGAGCACAGGGUUUCCGCGGCGCUGCAGAGUGGAAGUGUCUGCGUGUUCUCAUGCUCUCAUGCACAGCAACAUACUCUGUAUCGUAACAAGCAUGCAAGAAUUACAAUCAAGCUUUUACUGCCUUUUGUGCGUCAAAUAAAAAGCAGAGAAGAAUUAUUUACGAAUGUCUUUAUGUAUCCGAGCUCAUCGUGCAGGUGCUUGUUUGAGUCUGGUAUUUAACAUUCAAUAAAGCCAGUGCAUUUGCUAAAUUAA
Molecule: messenger RNA, 2538 nt
Organism: Eleginops maclovinus (Patagonian blennie)
Lineage: Eukaryota; Metazoa; Chordata; Actinopteri; Perciformes; Eleginopidae
Gene: ak5
Product: adenylate kinase 5
Biological process (GO): nucleobase-containing compound metabolic process
Cellular component (GO): cytoplasm
Molecular function (GO): ATP binding; nucleoside diphosphate kinase activity
Source: RefSeq, a predicted model, not a curated record